GUGUGACAUCAUAAUCAAGAUGCUGAGGUCACAAGCAUCAUUCCGGGUUUUGCAACAAAUGUUUACUUUAAAUCGGACUUCCUCAGUUUUAACACGAAACCUCGCACGAAAUCCAAUAAAGACGUUAUGUGGUUCAAACACACCACGGAGACAUUAUGCAAGUACUUCACUUACGAACCAACAAGCAACUGCCGCGGCUGCCAAAGCAGAACCGUUUUUGAGCGGUAGUAACACUCUGUAUAUUGAAGAAAUGUAUGAAAGUUGGUUAGAAGAUCCCAAAAGCGUGCAUAAGUCAUGGGAUGCUUACUUUAAAAACGUCUCUGCUGGUGCUGUACCCGGCCAAGCGUACCAAUCCCCUCCUGAUAUUGGGUCCUCACCCAUGUCGGCCCCACAAGCUGGGGGAAUCCCCAUUGAUGGGGCACAAAUCAAAGAAGUGGUCGACAAACAUCUUUCGGUGCAAUCUUUGAUCCGUGGAUAUCAGAUACGCGGGCAUUCGGUUGCCAUGUUGGAUCCUCUAGGUAUUUUGGAUGCCGACCUUGAUUCUACCACACCUCCUGAGUUGAUGUUAAACAGUUAUAGUUUGGGUGAAGCGGAAAUGAACAAUAUUUACCAACUACCACAAACCACUAUGAUAGGAGGGGGGGAAACAACAUUGCCCCUGCAUGAAAUCAUUAAGCGUCUUGAGAAUUCCUACUGUCGCAGUAUUGGUGUUGAAUACAUGUUUAUUAACAACUAUGAGCAAUGUAAUUGGAUUCGGCAGCAGUUUGAACCUCCUGGUAUAACUAAACUAACUGACAAUGAAAAGCGAUUGGCCUGGGAAAGAUUGCUACGUUCUACAAAAUUUGAAGAUUUCCUCGCUAAGAAAUGGACGAGUGAGAAAAGGUUUGGGUUGGAAGGAUGCGAGAUGUUGAUCCCGGGGUUGAAGACGAUCAUCGAUUGCGCAUCCGAGAAGGGAGUUGACUCGUUUGUGAUGGGGAUGCCGCAUCGAGGUCGUUUAAAUGUCCUUGCAAAUGUUAUUCGUAAAGAUUUGGACCAGAUUUUCUGCCAGUUUGACAGUAACUUGAGAAAAGGUGAUGAAGGGUCAGGUGACGUGAAAUAUCACCUUGGUAUGUCGCAUCAGAGGAUCAACCAUGUUACAAACAAACUCAUCAACUUAUCACUGUGUGCUAAUCCGUCUCAUCUUGAAGCUGUGGACCCAGUCGUUCAAGGUAAAACCAAGGCUGAACAGUUUUACUUAAACGACAACGAAGGGGACAAAGUAAUGUCCAUACUUUUGCAUGGAGAUGCCGCAUUCUCUGGACAGGGCGUGGUUUACGAGACUUUCCACUUUCCUCAGAUGGAUGAACCAAUGUUCACACAACCCCUCAUGUACCAAAAGAUUCGAAAUCAUCCAAAUGUUUUCAAAAUCUACACGGAUAAAUUGAAAUCUGAAGGAUUGGUGGAACAAGCAGAUAUCGAUAACAAAGUGAACGAAUACGAUCAAAUUUGUGAGAAUUCUUUGGAAGCCUCGAAAAAAAUUGACGAAUUAAAUUUUCGUCACUGGCUUGAUUCUCCAUGGAAGGGAUUCUUUCAAGAUGUUUACGGCAACGUUGAGUUAAAGGUGGCGGACACAGGGGUGCCUGAAGAAGUUAUUCAACACAUUGGAAAGACUUUUUCUCAAAAUGCCGACCUCACUAUACAUGGUGGUCUCCGACGAGUCAUGAAGGCUCGUAAUGAGAUGGUAAACGACCGAGUCAUUGACUGGGCGUUAGGCGAAGCUCUGGCGAUCGGUUCUUUACUUAAAGACGGCACGCACGUUCGGCUCAGUGGGCAAGAUGUGGAACGCGGAACUUUCAGUCAUAGACACCACAAACUUCAUGAUCAAAAGGAAGACAAGAAGGUAUAUGUCCCACUUAAUGAUCUCUACCCCAACCAAGCCACAUACACUGUGUGUAAUAGUUCCUUAUCUGAAUAUGGGGUGCUGGGUUUUGAGCUUGGCUAUUCCAUGACCAAUCCUAACUCCCUGGUUUUAUGGGAAGCCCAGUUUGGAGAUUUCAACAAUACAGCUCAAUGCAUUAUUGAUCAAUUUAUAUCAAGUGGGCAAGCUAAGUGGAUCAGAAUGAGUGGUUUAGUGUUGUUGCUUCCACAUGGAUAUGAAGGAAUGGGCCCAGAGCAUUCGUCCGCACGCCCGGAGCGUUUCCUCCAGAUGCAAAACGACGACCCCGAUCAUUUCCCAGAAAGCAUUGUGGGUGAUUUUGUGGUCCGUCAGUUGCAAGACGCAAACUGGAUCAUUGCAAACUGCACGACACCAGCUAAUCUUUUCCAUAUCUUGAGAAGACAGACCGCACUACCAUUUAGGAAACCGUUGAUCAUUUUCACUCCGAAGUCUCUCUUACGCCACCCACUGGCACGAUCAUCUUUCAACGAGAUGCUCCCUGGAACAGAGUUUCAGAGGAUUAUUCCCGACAACGGACCAGCGUCAGAAAACCCCGAGAAAUGUCGACGAUUGAUUUUCUGCACAGGGAAAGUUUAUUACGAUAUUUUGAAAGAGAGAAGCGAUCGUGGAUUGGUUGAUGACGUCGCUAUCACUCGUAUUGAGCAGAUUGCCCCUUUCCCAUUUGAUCUGGUACAAGCUGAAAUGAAUAAAUACCCCAAUGCUGGUAUACACUGGCUGCAAGAAGAACAUAAGAACAUGGGUUUCUACGAUUAUUGUAAACCACGUAUGCGCACUGCAUGUGGGUGGACACGGCGUAUUCAUUAUACUGGUAGAAAACCGGAGGCAGCUCCAGCAGCUGGUUCUAAAGCCGAACAUUUGAAACAACAGAAAGCCCUGUACGAUGACGCGUUUAGGAAACUUUAAUUACCAAACACCAAAAGCUGUAAACUUUAUAAAAUAUCUGUUCUUUCAAUAUAGUUAAUACCUUGUGCAUGUCAAUAUGAUUUGUAGUGAUAUUUGAUAUACCCCUGCCUUAAAAUUCAGUCGUUUUUGUUUUGCACUCGCAAACGUGGUGUUUGUUGUAAGUUUUCAAUUCUACAUUUUGGAAACUUUUCUCUCUACCCUACUUGAAUGUUUCAAAUGUUUUGUUUAUAAAUUAUGAUACAAGCAUAUAAUAAACAUUAAUUUUUCGUUA
Messenger RNA from Ciona intestinalis (vase tunicate), 3110 nucleotides. Lineage: Eukaryota; Metazoa; Chordata; Ascidiacea; Phlebobranchia; Cionidae. The record is from RefSeq and is a predicted model, not a curated record.